AUGGGUAGCCUAGCAUAUUUACAGGUUGGGGACAGACCUUUGGCUAUGGAUGUCCAAGCUUUGGCCAAUAGCAUGGUUAAACUUGAUAUUUCAGAACCUGGCAAGGUUUUGGCUUGUGUAGAGAAGGAGUUGGGUACACGACUGGAGCUUAGUAUAACAUUUCCCCCUCAGACUGAUAGCCAGUCCGAGGGGACUAUUCAGGUCUUUGAGGACAUGGUAUGGGCCUGUGUGAUUGGCUUUGGUGGUCAUUCAGAUCAGUUCUUGCCUUUGGCGGAGUUUGCUUACAACAACAGUUACUAUUUGAGUAAUGAGAUAGCACCAUUCGAGGCAUUAUAUGGUAGGAGGUGUGGUUCUCCCGUUGGUUGGCCUGAUGAGUUUGAGGUGAGUCCUUCGGGUACAGACUUGUUGAGGGAUUCUUUGGACAAGUUCAAGUUGAUUCAUGAAAGACUUCUCACAGCUCCGAGUAGACAUAAGAUUUAUGCGGACCGAAAAGUUUGUGACCUAGAUUUCAUGUGGGAUUUGGUGUUUCUUGAUCAGAAUUUGACUUUUGAGGAGGAUCCAGUUGCUAUUUUUGAUAGGCAGAUCCGGAAGUUGAGGUCAAAGGAAAUUGCUUCAAUAAACGUUCAGUGCAGGCAUCAUCUGAUCGAGAAGGCUACCUGGUAG
Lycium ferocissimum is the source of this 663-nucleotide messenger RNA. RefSeq lists its product as uncharacterized. NCBI's taxonomy places the organism in Eukaryota, Viridiplantae, Streptophyta, Magnoliopsida, Solanales, Solanaceae. Gene Ontology annotation, molecular function: nucleic acid binding. The transcript is spliced from 3 exons. The record is from RefSeq and is a predicted model, not a curated record. The coding region runs from base 1 to 663 and encodes 220 amino acids.